Messenger RNA from Alosa sapidissima (American shad), 2272 nucleotides. RefSeq lists its product as uncharacterized. NCBI's taxonomy places the organism in Eukaryota, Metazoa, Chordata, Actinopteri, Clupeiformes, Clupeidae. The coding region runs from base 519 to 1265 and encodes 248 amino acids. The transcript has 8 exons. The record is from RefSeq and is a predicted model, not a curated record. Gene Ontology annotation, biological process: protein localization to plasma membrane.
AUUUUCUUUAAUGAAAAUUAAAAUCAUGUGAAAUAACUGAAGUGAAAUCUCAGACCAAACGUAUGAACUUUGUGAUGACAGAUUCCAAUCACUGCAUGAAUGCAAAGAGAGACAAAUGUUGGCAGCAAGAGUGUUAAGUGUUACCUCUCAUCAAAACUCCUCAUAAGCCUGCCAUGGUGUGAUUGAGUAAAGUUGGAGUUGGGAAACAUCAGGCUGUUUUCUGACAGGGCAGGAAAGUUCCCUGCAAGGAGUGGCUAAAGAGGCCUGGAACAAACUGUUGAAGGACUGGUGGCGAGGAAUGCUGCUUUUCUGGUGGAAGACGCAAACGUCAGCCUGCCUACCUAUCCUUAUGCUCAUCUACAGCUAAAAAAAAACAUGUAACUUGAUUUGGGUGUACUUAACAUGUCAUCUCAGACUGUUAAAUGAUUGGUGUAAAACAAUUCCUAAGAUAUUUCUAAUCAUACACCUGAGACUUGCACUCUUUAGUGUCUCGGCAUUUCUAAAUAUCAACACAAGACAUGGUCUUCUGGAUUAUUAUCCCCAUCGCGCUCUCUGCGGUUUCAUUUUUUGGAUCCUGGUCAGUAUAUGCACUGGCACUAGGGAAUGGACAUGUGUGCUCACUUAGCAACUGGGACUACAGGAACUCAUGCCAAACAAAUGAUUCCGGACACUGCUGUACAACCAAAGCCCCUACCAUAAGCUCCAGUGGGACUAUGUUUCCGGAAAAUUCCCUUUUCUCUGCCACCAUUAACGCGGGGGCAUUCUUGUUUCUGGUGUUUUGUAUAUUUCAUCAUGCCCACAUCCUGGAUAGAAACAUCGGUCAGUCACUCAUCAGUAAAAUUGCCCUGGUCUUUGGCUGUGUGGCGUCAGCUGGUGCCUUUGUGGCAGGGAACUGUAAUCCGGCUGAACUGGUGUUGCUGCAUUACCUGGGUGCCGCUGUGAGUUUUGUGUGCCUGUGUUUCUACAGCCUCCUCCUCACCUGGCUCACCAGCAGGUGCCUUCUCACCGGACUGGAACGUUACCUCUACCCAGCACGUGUCAUAUCUACAUCAAUCCAGAUCUUGGUCACCAUCCUUUAUUGUAUUUUCUUCGUCCAAACAGAUUACUUUUACAGACAUAUUUCUGCCAUUUUUGAGUGGACACUCAGUGUGAAUAUGGAAAUGUAUGAGCUGAGCUUUGGGGUGGAGUUUUUCUUUUUCUCAUCAUCAAUGCUGAGUUCACUCCUGGAGAAAAGGGAUGAGCAAAAACCACUCAUUUUGGCCUGAGACCAGGCCCUAAUCAGGAGUACCAAUUUCCGUUAUUUAUUUGUAUUUCGCAUCCCCAUGUACACCAAAACGGAUUACCUUCCAGAAAGAAGAUCUUUGGGAUGCAUCUGGUAAUCCCAGGGAGGCUGUUGGUUACUACUUGAUCAGGAUAAAUGAACUUCGUGCAAUUUUUAGGUAUUAACAGCAUCAGAGAAACUUAUAUUUUUGUAGUCUAUUUUGAACUGAGAACUAUUUUGAGAACUGCAUCUUUGCUAGUAGUGUAUGUUUGGAAACCAUCUACCAAAAUGUUCUUUCAUGCCAGAGAUAUUCCAAGGACAUCAGUCUGAUAUACAUAAAGUGCCAUUAAAAUGGAAGUCAGUGUUUAUGAUUACACAUUCAGUUUACAUUUCACUUUGUGUACCACUACUGAAGUUAUGUUAGAUGAAUGUUUUUGUUGCAGGACUGACACCAAAUAACUAAUUGAUAUACUGUCCACUAAGAGUCACCGGUAGGACCCAUUCUCCAGUUUCUUAAAGAAAUAUGGCAUUAUUAUUAUUAUGAGGUCGUUAUUAUCAGGCGUUUUUAUUCUGAAGAACAGCUAAUAAUUGUAAUUUAUUCAAGUAUACACAUUUCCAUGUGGUACCGUAUUGCACUUUUGAUUUACACUUUGAGAAUGUGUGCAGUGAUUGCAGAUUACUUUUUUCCAAUAGUAUCAGUCUAAUAGUUAAGAUUUAGUUUGAAGCAGAGAGGACUGGUUUACAUUGUAGUACACACUAAGUCAUCACUUGUUUACAACUUGUACAUUUUCCAGUUUUUAAUUAUCAGUAUGUAAUCACAAAAUUAAGCAUUUUCACCAACUGACAAAACAAUGUAUUUUAGGAUAUUGUAUUUGAUCAAAUUUACAGUUGCUGUUUAUUGUUUAGACAGUUGAUGUUUGAACCUAUGUAUAUUUAUUUAAAAUAAAUUUGGUGGUGACUUGGAUCUGCAAUUUUUCCACCAUUAAAUGCAUAAAUGCUUUGUUAAGAACA